Messenger RNA from Helianthus annuus (common sunflower), 1737 nucleotides. RefSeq lists its product as uncharacterized. Bases 1 to 1737 code for a protein of 578 amino acids. NCBI's taxonomy places the organism in Eukaryota, Viridiplantae, Streptophyta, Magnoliopsida, Asterales, Asteraceae. The transcript is spliced from 6 exons. The record is from RefSeq and is a predicted model, not a curated record.
AUGGAUGGUACAAAUCCAUCUUCACAUGCAUCAGCAUCCGUAAACCCUAACACAAAUACAAUUUCGUCUGAUGCAAACACUGUCCCAAAAAGUUCAAAUACAGAUAUGGCUUGGGAAUGGGGAGAGUGUAGAGAACCCGCUAAAAAACAAUGUGUAUGGUGCAAACUUUGUGGUCAUAAGAUGAGCGGAGGAGUUACACGACUAAAGCAACAUCUUACUCAUACCAGAGGACAAGUCAAAGGUUGUUCGAAAGUGAGUGUGGAUAUCCAGCAAAGAGUCUUAGCGUCAAUUAAAGAAAAGGAAAAGGUACAACUAGAAAAGAAAAGAAAUAUGGAGAUUCUUAGAUCACAUUCAAUUGAUAUUGAUGAAGACGAGGAUCAGGACGAUCAAUAUAAUCAAACUACAAUGGAUAGAAAUAAUCCGAUAAAAGAGAAGUUAAAGAUGGAAGCUUGGGAUAAAUUUGCAACUUGGGCUUCUUCGGUUGGUUUACCCUUCAAUGUCGUACAUGAUGAAGGUUUCCAAGAUAUGAUCAAUGCCAUUGGAGAUUAUGGAAGAGGUAUGCCAGCUCCAACUUAUCAUAAUAUUCGUGUGUCAUUGAUGAAACGAAAGUUGGAAGAAACGAAAGAAUUUGUGGAUUCGUUUCGGCCACAUUGGGAAGAACAUAAGUGUAGCAUCAUGUCCGAUUUUUGGAAAGACGGGAAAGGAAGGUGUUUAAUAAACUUCCUAGUCAGUUGUCCUUUUGGAACGGUAUUUUUGAAAUCAAUUGACGCAUCGGAGCAUGUGAAGAGUGCUGAUUUAAUUAUGAAGAUGAUAAAUGAGGUGAUAAUAGAAGUUGGAGAGGCGAACAUUGUGCAGUUCAUUACAGAUAACGGGUCAAACUUUAAAUCUGCUGGAAAGAUUUUACAAGAACAACAUCCUAGGAAGUUUUGGACUCCUUGUGCAGCACAUUGUGUGAACCUCAUGAUUCAAGAUAUUGGUGAGAAAAUACCAAAGAUAAAGACUACCCUGGCUGAUGCAAGAGCAAUUGUGGUUUUCAAUUAUAACCACGGAAGGAUUCUUAAUCUAAUGAGGAAGUUGACGAGAAACAAAGAGUUGCACAGGUCUUGUGUAACUAGGUUUGCAACUCAGUUUUAUACCAUUCAGUGUGUCCACGAGAAUCGACAUCAUAUUCAAGUAUUGUUUGUCUCUGAAGAAUGGAGGAAAAGUAGUUUUUCAAAGACAUUGGCUGGAAAGAGAGUCGAGCGAAUAGCGGGAAAAACGGAAUUUUGGGACAACAUACAACUAGCUUGUCAAGUGCUAGCUCCUUUGGUUGAUGUGGUUAGAUUGGUUGAUACGGAAGAGAAGCCAAGUAUGGGUUAUAUCUAUGAUGCAAUGGUUAGAGCAAAGGAGCAAAUCAAGAAAAAUGUAACUGAUGAAAGACUUGUCCAUAAAAUUAAAAGUAUGAUUCAAGCAAGAUGGACCAACCAACUUCAUCACCCGUUACAUGCAGCUGGAUAUUACUUGAACCCCGCUAUUUUACAUGGGGAAAAUUCGAAAGAUAAAAAGAAGAACGCGGAAGUUUUGACGGGACUUUACGAGGCUAUUGACUGUCUAGUGCCCAUUAUAGAGGAGAAUGAUAAUGUGAGGCAGGACUUGAAUCUAUACAUUGAUUCAGUUGGGCAAUUUGGAUCCGCGGCUGCUAUAAGGGGUAGAACGAAAGUUGCACCAUCACUCCAAUUAUUUAUAACAAAUAUGUAA